AUGGAACUAGGACUCGCGGGCCGCAGGGCGCUGGUCACCGGGGCAGGCAAAGGCAUUGGGCGCAGCACUGUGCAGGCGCUGCAUGCAGCGGGCGCGCGCGUUGUGGCCGUGAGCCGCACUCGGGAGGACCUGGACAGCUUGGUCCUCGAGUGCCCCGGCGUCGAGCCCGUGUGCGUGGACCUCAGCGACUGGGAGUCCACUGAGCAGGCGCUGGGGGACGUGGGCCCCGUGGACUUGCUGGUGAAUAACGCCGCUGUAGCCCUGCUGCAACCCUUCCUGGAGAUCACCAAGGAGGCGUGUGAUGUGUCCUUUGAUGUGAACCUCCGUGCUGUCAUCCAGGUGUCCCAGAUCGUGGCCCGGAGCCUGAUCGCCCGGGGAGUCCCAGGGGCCAUUGUCAACAUCUCCAGUCAGGCCUCCCAGCGAGCACUAACCAACCACAGCGUCUACUGCUCUACCAAGGGUGCCAUGGACAUGCUGACCAAGGUGAUGGCCCUGGAGCUUGGGCCACACAAGAUCCGGGUCAAUGCUGUGAACCCUACAGUGGUGAUGACGCCCAUGGGCCAGGCCAACUGGAAAGACCCCCAGAAGGCCAAGGCCAUGCUGGACCGCAUCCCACUGGGCCAGUUUGCUGAGGUGGAACAUGUGGUGGACAGCAUUCUCUUUCUCCUGAGUGACCGCAGCAGCAUGACCACAGGCUCCACCCUGCCAGUGGAUGGGGGCUUCCUGACCGCCUGA
Messenger RNA from Chrysochloris asiatica (Cape golden mole), 735 nucleotides. RefSeq names its product dicarbonyl/L-xylulose reductase (gene DCXR). The transcript is spliced from 8 exons. Gene Ontology annotation, molecular function: carbonyl reductase (NADPH) activity; L-xylulose reductase (NADPH) activity. Gene Ontology annotation, biological process: glucose metabolic process; xylulose metabolic process. Bases 1 to 735 code for a protein of 244 amino acids. The record is from RefSeq and is a predicted model, not a curated record. Lineage: Eukaryota; Metazoa; Chordata; Mammalia; Afrosoricida; Chrysochloridae.